Molecule: messenger RNA, 1116 nt
Organism: Phialemonium atrogriseum
Lineage: Eukaryota; Fungi; Ascomycota; Sordariomycetes; Cephalothecales; Cephalothecaceae
Exons: 4
Coding region: 1-1116 (371 amino acids)
Cellular component (GO): cytoplasm; ribonucleoprotein complex; nucleus
Molecular function (GO): mRNA binding
Source: RefSeq, a predicted model, not a curated record
AUGUCUGCUAUCGUGGAGAAAGUUACCGACGCGGCGGCCAAUGCCGUCAAUGACGUUACCAAUGCUCUGGCCAAUACAUCCCUCACUGGCAACACCACCGAUGACAAGCCUGCUGCAGGCGACGCCGUCCUUGCCAGUGCUGCUGAAGGUCGCCGCCUCUACAUCGGAAACCUUGCCUAUGCGACAACUGAGGGGGAGUUGAAAGACUUCUUCAAGGGUUACCUUGUUGAGUCUGUCUCUAUUCCUAAGAACCCUCGCACCGACCGCCCAGUUGGCUACGCCUUCGUCGACCUCUCGACCCCCAGCGAGGCUGAGCGCGCCAUUGCUGAACUCUCGGGCAAGGAGAUCCUCGAGCGCAAGGUUUCUGUCCAGCUGGCUCGCAAGCCCGAGCCGGCUGCUGAUAAGGCUGAGGGUGCUAAUGGCGAGGGUUCUGGUGAAGGGGCACGCCGCCGACAAUCGACCCGUGGCCGUGGACGUGCCGGCCGUGGCCGAGGCGGUCGUGCCCGUGGCGCCCGCUCCGGCAGUGGCGAUGAGAAGAAGGAGGAUGAGCUAUCCACUGAAGCCGCUGAGGCCGGUGCUGCCGUCACUGGCGCAGCUUCAGACUCUGCCGAGGUUCAGCCCUCGAACGAUGUCUCCAAUGGGAACACUGCUGACAAUGAUAAGGCUGGCAAGAACCGUGAGCGCCGUGAGCGCCGCGAGCGUGGCCCCCCUGCCGACGGCAUUCCUUCCAAGACCAAGGUCAUGGUCGCAAACCUCCCUUACGACCUGACCGAGGAGAAGCUCAAGGAACUCUUCACCCCGUACGAGCCCUAUUCCGCCAAGAUCGCCCUUCGCCCGAUCCCCCGCUUCAUGAUCAAGAAGCUCCAGGCUCGAGGUGAGCCGCGUAAGGGACGCGGCUUUGGUUUCGUCACCCUGGCUUCGGAGGAGCUCCAGCAGAAGGCCGUGGCCGAGAUGAAUGGGAAGGAAAUCGAGGGACGCGAGAUUGCCGUCAAGGUUGCCAUCGACAGCCCCGGAAAGACGGAUGAGGAGGCCAACGCUCCCGAGACCGCUGAGGCUGAGGCUCCUCCCGCCGCUGCCAAUGACGCUGAGCAGGCCAGCGCUACUGCCGCUGCCUAA